AUGGACGAGACUAGCAAGGCGACGCUAUUCAACGCAAUGGUGUGGGUAGAUACGCUCAAGACACGCGAAGGCAUUAAUCCGCAAGAAGUAGACGCGGCUCUCUCUCGUCUCACCGAGGUAUUCGGUGUGGACAUGCACAACGCAGAGCAAAAGCAACAGCUGGCGGUCAAUGGAAAGGCUUCAUUUGACGAGAUCUUUGCUGCUGGUCUCAAGGCUUUAGGCUUGGAGACGGGCUCACUGAAGUCGUCGGUGGACGAUGAUCCCGUCAUUAAGAAGCACCCCGAGCUGUGGAAAAAGUGGGUCGCCAAGCUAGAAACUAAAGGGUUCUUUAACGAUGCAGCUUCUGGUUCGAGUGAAUAUGCCACACGAACGUCCAAAGCGUUGGCCAAGUUCAAGGAGAAAUUUGGCGAUGCAAAGCCAGAAUUGUCUAAGGAGGAGAAAGAAGCCAAAGCUGAGGAGCUGAAGGCCGAGGGCAAUGCAGCAUUGAGUCGUCAGGACUAUGAGGGAGCUGCCAAGCUGUACCGUGAGGCGCUGCAGCUGUCAGCGGACGGACCAUCGUCGCACAUUUACCAUUCGAAUCUAGCAGCAGCUCUUAUGUACUUGGGCAAGUACUCAGAGGUAAUUGACCACUGCGAACAAUCGAUUUCGCUGAAGCCAGCGUACGUGAAAGCCUACUCGCGUAUGGGUAGCGCACAGGUACAGCUGAAUGAUUUGGACGGUGCCAUUGACACGUUCCGACGUGGACUGGAGGUAGACAGCACGAACGCGGCUUGUUGUGACGGACUUGCAGAUGCGGAGCGCAAGCGACGUCAGGUGCAGACAACCCCCGCAGCUCCGACGCCAGGAGGUGCAGGGGGCAUGCCGGAUUUGUCAAGCCUGGCAAGUAUGCUUGGUGGAGCCGGCGGAGGCGGCGGCCUUGCCGAUAUGAUGAACAAUCCGCAGAUGAUGCAGAUGGCCCAGAGCAUGAUGCAGAACCCGCAGAUGAUGCAGAUGGCGCAAAACAUGAUGCAAAACCCGGACAUGCUUAGUAAUCUCAUGGGAGGUGGCGGCGGUGCUGCUGCUACUUCUAACGCUGGUGCUGCCUCUAUUGCUGGAGCUGGUGGUGCGGGAAGCGGCAUGCCCGACAUGAGCAGCCUGAUGAACAGUCCCGAACUUGUGGAGGCGCGAUUAGACCCAGACCUGGCGGACUUUUUCCGUGACGUGGAUAGUGAGGGCCCGUCUGCCGCUAUGCGUCACGUAUCGAACCCUAAAGUCUCGCAGCUUAUGCAAAGGGUGAUGUCUCGGAUGCAAGGGUAG
Messenger RNA from Peronospora farinosa, 1296 nucleotides. The record is from the annotation of a GenBank genome assembly. Lineage: Eukaryota; Oomycota; Peronosporomycetes; Peronosporales; Peronosporaceae.